GCAGGAUUUCAGGGAAAUGGCACAUAUUGUGAAGAUGCAUGUGCUGAGAAGAAUGGAGGUUGCUCAGCCCAUGCUGUGUGUAAGCGUAUGCUCCCAGGACGGAGAAUAUGCAUGUGCCAUCCAGGUUAUGCAGGCAAAGGAAAAGUAUGCACUUGACAAUCGUAUUUUUGACCUUGAAAUUCGGGGCCUCCUUACGGUCUUUGCCUUCAGAACAAAGAUAUAGAAACCAGUCAAUAGAUCUUUUAAAGCUGACCCCUGAAAACACCAGAAUCAUGAGGUACCACAUAGUGUGCUGCCGGACCCUCCUUCCACAAGACUUCAUGCAGCCUCGUAACCUGACCACACUUUCUGGGGACAUCCUCACCAUCACAUACUCUGAGGACACUGAUACAUUGAAGUUGGUGAUGGACCCGAUUCAUCAGCCUGUCACCCUGUUUAUGCCUACGGAUGAUGCAAUGUCUGCACUGGCUCAAGAGCAGAAAGACUUCCUGUAUGCAAUGCAUAACCGGGAUAAACUAUCUGAGUAUCUUAGAUACCACGUCCUGCGGGACACCAAGCUCCUGACUUCAGAGCUCAUCUACGCCAGCUCUUUGAAAACUCAACAGGGCUCAGAUCUGUCAGUGGCCUGCAUCGGGGAAGAGCAAAUAGGGGAGCUUUAUGUGAAUCAUAAAGGCUGUCGUAUUGUCAAGAGAUACCUUGAUUUCAAUGGAGGCAUGAUUUAUGGCAUUGACUGUUUGCUGAAUCCUCCAAGUCUUGGGGGACGUUGUGAUCAUAAGCAAACCAUUGAUUUCACUUUGGCUUGCAGGAGAUGUGGGAGCAGUAUUAUGGAUUGCCCACUUGGAAGCAAGCCAGUGACUUUAAGUGGCAGAGACAUAGAGCACCAUCUACUGGAUGGGAGGGCUUUAAUACUGCAGGCCCUUAUUAACGUCACUCAUGUCCGAACACGACUGGGCUCCAGUCUGACCAUCACCGGUGUGCCUGACCUCCAAAACCCUCAAAAAAUGACCUCCUCAGGAUACAUCAAUGAUCGGUAUGUCAUAGACUCCAACAUUUUUGCAUCCAACGGGGUGAUCCACGUUCUGCAGGGCCCACUGAAAGCGCCUUCACCUCCACCUCCAUCCUUCCACUCGGCUCAUUAGGCUGGGAUGGGCAUCGGCGUCCUGGGGCUCAUCAUCCUCAUCGUAGUGGCUGGAUUCGUGGGAUACAAUUUCUACACACAUAAAACAAAGCCAUUUCAGUUCCACUAUUUUAAGGAGGAUGAAGGGGAAGAUGUCCUCCCAUCAGAAUCCAGUCCAAAGAUCAGUAAUCCUGUAUACGAUGCUGCUCCUGCCACUAAAGAACAACCACCAACGGAAGAAGACAAGCAUCAAGUGAUUUCCAGUGGAACAUUUGACCUCCUGCAGGACAGCUGAAAUCACCUCUCCAACCAAGCAGUCAGUGCAGCUCUCUUUAUGAACACAAGAGGAAUGUGAACUCCAUGUUACAGUGAUGGGACAUUUACAUGCUAACACUAGACAGAGAUAUCAGAAUCUCCUGAUGCUGUGUGUGCAUGUUUUUGAUUGGUGUGUUUGCUUUGGAUGAGUGUGAAUGUCAUUUUUAAAACUUGUUUAUAAGCAGUUUCUAAAUUCUGUUGUAUUACAGGCAUUAAUAAAUGUCCAACAUGCAAUGAUUGAAAUAACUGCCCUGCUUAAAGCACAAUUUAAGGGAAAAAAUGGAAAUAAAAUAAAUAAAGAAGUGUUAA
Molecule: messenger RNA, 1741 nt
Organism: Danio aesculapii
Lineage: Eukaryota; Metazoa; Chordata; Actinopteri; Cypriniformes; Danionidae
Product: stabilin-2
Exons: 12
Coding region: 108-1139 (343 amino acids)
Source: RefSeq, a predicted model, not a curated record